AUCACGUUACUGACUGUCGUGUUUCUUCCUCAGUUCUCCAACUUACUAGGGACCGUCUACUGCCAGGGCAACCUGCUAUUCAGUCCCGAUGGCACCCACCUGUUCUCGCCCGUCGGCAACCGAGUUACCGUCUUCAACCUGGUAGAGAACAAAUCUCACACUCUUCCGUUUGCCCAUCGCAAAAACAUCAGCCGCAUAGGACUUUCUCCCCGCGGCAAUGUCCUCCUCAGCGUCGACGAGGAUGGCCACGCCAUCCUGACGAACGUGCCCCGCCAGAUCCCGAUCUACCACUUCUCUUUCCGAUCCCGCGUCACAGCGCUUGCCUUCUCACCUUCGGGGCGGCACUUUGCCGUGGGGCUGGGCCGGCGGACUGAGGUGUGGCAUGUGCCUUCGACGCCGGACGCCAAUGCCAGCGGCGAGCUAGAAUUUGCGCCGUUUGUCAAGCACCACUCGCAUCAGGGCCACUUUGACGACGUGCGGUACAUUGAGUGGUCGACCGACUCGCGCUUCUUCAUGACGUGCUCCAAAGACCUGACGGUGCGCAUAUGGAGUCUGAACGCCGAGGAGGGGUUCGAGCCGACGGUGCUGUCGGGGCACAAGCAGGCCGUCGUGGGCGCUUGGUUCUCGGCCGACCAGGAGACCAUCUACACGACGAGCAAGGACGGCGCGGUGUUUACGUGGAAGUACGUGCGACCCAAGAACCGCAUCGACGACGUAGACGAGAACAAGACGGGCGACGAAGACGAGUCCGACAUGCGCUGGCGUAUCGUGGAGCGACACUACUUCAUGCAGGGGAGCGCGCAUCUGCGGUGCGCGGCCUUCCACCCCGAGUCGAACCUGCUCGUGGCGGGUUUCUCUAACGGCGUGUUCGACCUGUACGAGAUGCCCGACUUCAACAACAUCCACAAACUGAGCAUAUCGCAAAACGACAUUGACUUUGUCACCAUCAAUAAGAGCGGCGAGUGGCUGGCGUUUGGCGCGUCCAAGCUUGGCCAGCUACUCGUGUGGGAGUGGCAGUCAGAGUCGUACAUCCUCAAGCAGCAGGGCCACUUUGACUCGAUCAACGCGUUGACGUACUCGCCUGACGGCAAGCGCGUCGUCACCACAGCCGACGACGGUAAGAUCAAGGUGUGGGACGUGGAGUCAGGAUUCUGCAUCGUGACCUUUACUGAGCACACGAGCGGCGUCACGGCCUGUCACUUUGCCAAGAAGGGCAACGUGCUCUUCACGGCCAGCCUGGACGGGUCCAUCAGGGCGUGGGACCUGAUACGGUACCGCAACUUCCGCACCUUCACGGCACCCACGCGCCUCUCCUUCUCCAGCCUGUCGGUCGACCCGAGCGGCGAAGUCGUGGCGGCUGGCUCCCUCGACUCAUUCGACAUCCACAUCUGGUCGGUGCAGACGGGCCAGCUACUGGACCAGCUGGCGGGCCACGAGGGCCCUGUCUCGGCGCUGGCGUUCGCGCCCACGGGCGAUGCCUUGGUCAGCGGCAGCUGGGACCGCACGGCGCGCAUCUGGUCCAUCUUCAGCCGGACGCAGACGAGCGAGCCGCUGCAGCUGCAGGCCGAUGUGCUCGACGUGGCGGUGCGCCCCGACUCGAUGCAGCUGGCCGUGUCGACGCUGGACGGCCAGCUGACGUUCUGGUCCAUGACGGAGGGUGAGCAGGUCGCCGGGCUGGACGGGCGCCGCGACGCCUCGGGAGGUCGCAAGUUCUCUGACCGGCGCACCGCGGCCAACAUGUCGGGCACCAAGAGCUUCAACACUAUCCGCUACAGCGCCGACGGCAGCUGCAUUCUGGCCGGCGGCAACAGCAAGUACAUAUGCCUGUACUCGGUGACGACCAUGGUCCUGCUGAAGAAGUUCACCGUGUCGGUCAACCUUUCGCUGUCGGGAACGCAAGAGUUCCUCAACAGCAAGCAGCUCACCGAGGCGGGCCCGACGGGUGAGCUGGACGACCGGGGCGAGGCGUCGGACCGCGAGGAUAGGUGGGAUGCCAGCCUGCCCGGGUCCAAGCGCGGCGGCGACCCGUCGGCGCGCAAGAAGCUCCCCGAGGUGCGUGUCACGGGCAUUGACUUCUCGCCCGCCGGUACGGCCUUUUGCGCCGCCUCGACCGAGGGCCUCCUCAUCUACAGCCUCGAUCACCAGAGCGUGCAGUUCGACCCGCUAGACCUGGACAUGGACAUCACGCCCGCCACCACGCUGCGCGUCCUGGACAAGGAGCGCGACUACCUCAAGGCCCUGGUCAUGGCCUUCCGCCUCAACGAGGCCGGGCUGAUCAAGCGCGUCUUCCAGGCCGUGCCCCCCGGCGACAUCGGACUCGUCGUCGCCGGCGUGCCGUCAGUCUACGUGGCGCGUCUGCUGCGCUUCGUCGCCGCCCAGACCGAGGACUCGCCCCACAUCGAGUUCUGCCUCCUCUGGACAAAGGCCCUCGUCGACAAGCACGGCGCCUACCUGUCUGCCAACCGAGCCCGGACGGACGUCGAGCUGCGCGUCGUGGCACGCGCCGUCGCGCGCAUGAGGGAUGAGAUCCGCAGGCUGGCCGACGAGAACGUCUACAUGGUCGAUUACCUGCUCGGCCAGGCGACCAAGGACAGCAAUCUCAAGGCCAAGACGGUUACGACGGGGGCAACGCACGACGGCAACGAUGUGGUGCCGGAUGUGGCAGACAUCGAAAUGGGUGAGGAAGAAUCUGAUGAUGAGUGGAUCGGACUAGAGUAA
Geosmithia morbida is the source of this 2718-nucleotide messenger RNA. RefSeq names its product periodic tryptophan protein 2. The record is from RefSeq and is a predicted model, not a curated record. Lineage: Eukaryota; Fungi; Ascomycota; Sordariomycetes; Hypocreales; Bionectriaceae. Gene Ontology annotation, biological process: ribosomal small subunit assembly; maturation of SSU-rRNA from tricistronic rRNA transcript (SSU-rRNA, 5.8S rRNA, LSU-rRNA). The annotation marks the transcript as partial. Gene Ontology annotation, molecular function: protein binding. The transcript is spliced from 2 exons. Gene Ontology annotation, cellular component: small-subunit processome; Pwp2p-containing subcomplex of 90S preribosome.